Notothenia coriiceps (black rockcod) is the source of this 796-nucleotide messenger RNA. RefSeq names its product tRNA methyltransferase 61A (gene trmt61a). The record is from RefSeq and is a predicted model, not a curated record. Gene Ontology annotation, molecular function: tRNA (adenine(58)-N1)-methyltransferase activity. Gene Ontology annotation, biological process: tRNA methylation. The coding region runs from base 188 to 796 and encodes 202 amino acids. The transcript has 4 exons. NCBI's taxonomy places the organism in Eukaryota, Metazoa, Chordata, Actinopteri, Perciformes, Nototheniidae. Gene Ontology annotation, cellular component: nucleus; tRNA (m1A) methyltransferase complex.
CGGUUGUGUCUCAUCGACUUCCUCUGAAAACAACACCACGUGUGUGCAGGGAAUGAAUGGUUUCUGACAGCCUUUCCACAUCCACAUUCAAAGACGUUAAGAGCAAAACCUACCGUUUACUGAGCAACGGUUGUGUUCGUUUAAAACUGCAGAGACCGUGGGUUCUGAAGAAGGUACGGUUCUCACCAUGAGUUUUGUGGAGUACUCGGAUUGCAUUCAGGAUGGGGACGUCGCCAUCGUGUACCUGGGCCAUGAAUCCAUGACGCCAGUGAAGGUGAAACGGGGCGCCCAAACACAGACGCGUUAUGGGGUCAUUCGCCACUCCACAGACCUGAUCGGUCAGCGGUACGGGUCAAAGGUCACCUGCAGCAAAGGUGGCUGGGUGUACGUGCUUCACCCCACACCUGAGCUGUGGACCGUCAACCUGCCGCACCGCACACAGAUUCUCUACACCACCGACAUCGCCACCAUCACCAUGAUGCUGGAGCUGAAGCCAGGGAGUGUGGUCUGCGAGUCAGGGACGGGCAGCGGCUCCCUCUCCCACGCCAUCCUGAGAACCAUCGCCCCCACAGGACACCUGCACACCGUGGAGUUCCACCAGCAGCGAUCGGAGAAGGUGUUGGAGGAGUUCAAGGAGCACCGUGUGGAUCACAUGGUCACCGUCAGGAACCAGGACGCGUGCAAAGACGGGUUCGGAGUGACGGGGGUGGCGGACGCCGUCUUCCUGGACAUCCCCAGCCCCUGGGAGGCCGUGAGACACGCCAAGGCUGCGUUGAAGAAACACGUGCUUGAGUAA